AUGAACAAUUAAAUUAUUUAUAUAGCAGGAGGUAUAUUAUUAUUAAAUGGUGUAUUGAAGAAAUAUGCAAAGGACUACAUUAAAGAUUUUUUCAAGGGAAGAGCAGAAGAUUAGGAUCAACAAAUGGAUUUGUUAAUUGAUUUAUUAAUUACCUGCUUCGUUACUAUUUUGAGUUGCUCUUAUUAUAUUCUAACCUAAUCAAAUAAAGAUACCCCAUAAUAGCAAUAAUAACCAAAGAUUGAUGAACCUAAGAUUCUUGAAAGCAUAAUGAAAAAAAGAAGAUCUAUCACUCCUAAAGAUUACAAUGAUUAACUGAUUGAUGAUUAAGAUAUUCACCAUAUUUUAGAAUGUGCAAAUACUGCUCCUACUCAUGGUAAAAAUGAGCCUUGGAGAUUUGUUGUUUACAAGAGAGAAACCCUUAAUCAAUUUUUCACUUUUGUUAAGGAUUGGUAUAAAUAAAAUGGUUAAAAGAUUUUUAGUAACGAUGAAGAAAGAGAAAAAACACUUAAAUAAAUUGAAAAUAAAUUCUCAGAAAUUUCAAAAGCUUCUCAUAUUAUUUUACUCUGCAUGAAAAGAUAUGCAAGUGAAAAAAAUGUUAUGCCAGAAUGGGAAGAAAUAGCAGCAGUUGCAACAUCUGUAUAAAAUAUCUACCUAUAAACUGCAGCAAAAGGAUUUGGUGGUUAUUGGUCAAGUAUGACAUUUGCUAGACACGCUAGAGAUAGCAAAGAAAUGCGUUAAUUCUUAAACUUAAAUCAUGAUGAAGACAGAGUUUUUGGCAGCUUUGUUAUUGGUAAAGUAGAUGAUUUAUCAAAGUUCACAAGAAUUCCUGGUGAUUACAAAAAGAAGGUUGAAUUUAGAUGA
Tetrahymena thermophila SB210 is the source of this 861-nucleotide messenger RNA. RefSeq names its product nitroreductase. The transcript has a single exon. Gene Ontology annotation, molecular function: oxidoreductase activity. Lineage: Eukaryota; Ciliophora; Oligohymenophorea; Hymenostomatida; Tetrahymenidae. The record is from RefSeq and is a predicted model, not a curated record.